GAAGAAUAAUAGAUUACUGUUUGUUUAGGCGUAGUCAAGGUCAGGCGGUAAUCUUAUGGCGGCUGUAUCUAUUCUUUGAGGAAUGGGCUGCAAAUAACGUUAUUUGUGACGUAACGUUUGUGGCUGAGAUUUCCAUAUUGAACUGGUGGAUAAUUAAUUUGUUCCACUCGUCCAUCCACUUUUUCUCCACUGAAAUAUAUUUGUCGAACAGAAAUUAUAAGAUCAAAAUCUUGUCUACUGUCAUACCUGCAUAUUUUAUAAAGCCGGUCAAAGUUUCUAAAAUGGGUUUUAGUUAUCUCGAGGCAUAA
This is a messenger RNA of Heterobilharzia americana, 308 nucleotides long. The record is from the annotation of a GenBank genome assembly. NCBI's taxonomy places the organism in Eukaryota, Metazoa, Platyhelminthes, Trematoda, Strigeidida, Schistosomatidae.